UAGGAAUAAAAUUCUGGACUGGAUGAGCCCUUGGACUUAUCCAGUGUGGCCUUUCUUAUGGCCUUUGAUCUCAUUCAGCAUGGUGAUCCUGAUAAUUUUCAGAUGCUCUCAGGAUUACUGUUGGAGUGCUGUGCUGUGCUUUGCUUCCAUACAACUAUAUUCUCAAUGGUUAUACGACGUUAUUGUAGUCUCUGGCUUAAGUGGCUUUAAGCUUGUAUUAUACGAAUUCAUGGAACUAAGUAGAUCUGUCAGUGGCUAUGAUAGAUAAAUUAGCCUUAUAUUUAACAAGUCUCAGGGUUGCAGAAAGCGAUCAGGAAUUCCAUGCAGGCAGCUGAACAGGCUGUGGGGACAAAUCCACCAGCCCUUCUUCUGCAGCCACACAAACACCUCUGCCGACCUCCUUGGUGAAAAGCAGUUCCUUCGCUACCUCAUACCCCACUGCUUAAAAGCUUAUAGCCUGCAUUUCCUUUUCAGGAUCAUUCCAAAGGCAGCAUGAGAAUAUACGCUGCUGGCCGCCUUAGCAGGCUAGAAGAAGAAUAUUUGCUGGCUGGAUGGACCGCAUGACGGAGGACGCCCUGCGCCUGAACCUCUUGAAGCGGAGCCUGGACCAGGCCGAUGAGCGGGAUGACGUCCUGGCCAAGCGGCUGAAAAUGGAGGGCCACGAAGCCAUGGAACGCCUAAAGAUGCUGGCGCUGCUCAAGCGGAAGGACCUAGCGGGCAUCGAGGUGCCCCACGAGCUGCCUGUCAAGCAGGACAGCCUGAAAGUCUACGAGGAGAAGCUGAACGGGAACCUGCGGCCCCACCCGGACAGCCGGUCUUCGGGGCGGCCGGGCAAGGAGAACAUAAACGAUGAGCCUGUGGACAUGAGUGCGAAGAGAAGCAGCGACCAGGACAGGGGGCGGCUCACCCCCUCGCCAGAUAUCAUUGUCCUUUCUGAUAAUGAGGCCUCCAGUCCCCGCUCCAAUUCCCGCAUGGAAGAGAGACUUAAGGCUGCCAAUCUGGAGAUGUUCAAAGGAAAAGGCAUAGAGGAAAGGCAGCAGCUCAUCAAACAGCUCCGGGACGAGCUGCGGUUGGAGGAGGCACGGCUGGUGCUGUUGAAGAAGCUACGGCAGAGCCAGCUGCAGAAAGAGAACGUGGUACAGAAGACUCCCGUUGUCCAAAACGCAGCCUCUAUUGUCCAGCCAUCUCCUGCCCAUGUCGGACAGCAGGCUCUGUCCAAAAUUCCCUCCAGGCCUGGAGCUCAAGGGGUUGAGCCCCAAAACCUCCGGACAUUACAGGGUCACAGCGUCAUCCGGUCAGCCACCAACACGGCCCUUCCCCACAUGCUUAUGUCUCAGCGUGUGGUUGCGCCGAACCCCACCCAGCUGCAGGGGCAGCGCAUCCCCCCGAAAGCAGGCCUCAUCCGCACCACCACUCCGAGCAUGAGCCCCGCCAUCAGCUACCAGCCGCAGUCCAGCUCAGCGGUCCCCUGCCAGCGCACCACGUCCUCUGCCAUCUACAUGAACCUUGCCUCCCACAUCCAGCCGGGCACGGUGAACCGGGUCUCCUCGCCACUGCCGAGCCCCAGCGCACUCAAUGACGCCGCCAACUCCCAGGCGGCCGCCAAGCUCGCCUUGCGCAAGCAACUGGAAAAGACCCUCCUGGAGAUCCCGCCCCCAAAGCCACCGGCCCCUUUGCUCCACUUCCUGCCCAGUGCGGCCAACAGCGAGUUCAUCUACAUGGUGGGCCUGGAGGAGGUGGUGCAGAGUGUCAUCGACAGCCAAGGCAAGGGCUGCGCCUCCCUCUUGCGAGUGGAGCCGUUUGUCUGCGCCCAGUGCCGCACGGACUUCACCCCACACUGGAAGCAGGAGAAGAACGGCAAGAUUCUCUGUGAGCAGUGCAUGACCUCCAACCAGAAGAAGGCGCUCAAGGCCGAGCACACCAACCGGCUGAAGAACGCCUUCGUCAAAGCUCUGCAGCAGGAGCAGGAGAUAGAGCAGCGGCUCCAGCAGCAGGCAGCCUUGUCGCCGACCACCGCUCCCGCCAGCGUGUCCAGCGUCAGCAAACAGGAGAGCAUCAUGCGACACCACACACUCCGCCAGGCACCCCAGCCCCAGAACACCCUGCAGCGUGGCAUCCCCACCUCGGCCCGUUCCAUGCUGUCCAACUUCGCGCAGGCCCCCCAGCUCUCCGUCGCAGGGGGCCUCCUCGGCAUGCCAGGUGUCAACAUCGCCUACCUGAACGCUGGGAUUGGGGGCCACAAAGCAUCAAGUCUGGCGGACCGGCAGCGGGAGUAUCUUUUAGAUAUGAUCCCGCCGCGCUCUAUAUCGCAGUCCAUCAGUGGGCAGAAAUAACGCCAGCCGCGCCCUCCCCUUUCCUUCCCUGCAGCCCCCACCCCGGCCCAGCCCCCUCAUCCAUCGCAUGCAGUGCCUGUACUGGUGCCCACCAUAUGUGGAGGAAAAGACAAAAAAAAGUAAAAAAAAGAAGAAAACGAAACAAAACUAAACAAAGAAACAAAAAAAGACCAGAACAUUUCACAACUUCAGCAACCUCCCCUCAUCCGGAACCAUCUCCCUCUUUCUCUCUCUCUUCUCUGGAUUUCGUUAACGGGGAGAGGCCCGGCCCACCCAGCCCAAGGUUGGAACGCAUCUGCUUGGACCCUGCACUAUACGCGUUAACGCUUGUUUUCCACUCCUUUUGUUUUGCUUUUUACUUUGUAAUUUUUAAUUGUUGUGUCCUCUUAUUUUUAAUAUUCCCCUUUUGCUUAAAUGGACGGUUGCCCUGCUCCUCACCGUCGCUUCGUUUGGCUUUUUUUUUUUUUUAAGCGUCAUCUUGGAAAUAUUAACACUUCCAGAGGGUCCCUGGUGUUCUCUCCUGCCUUCAGCCAGAGCAGUAUUGAGGCCGGGGGAAGGGGCCACCCCCACCCCCAUGUGGGCACGUCUGAGCAUCUCACCCACAGGGCGGUGGCCGCAGUUGGCCGCGUCUCGCCGCCCAGCCCUGGACCAGAGAGGGGGCGAGGGCCCUGUCCUCUGCCAGGAAGGGGGCCGUGCAUGCUUCCGUCUGGAGGGCGCCAGCCAAGGUCGGCGCCGGCCAUUUUUCUCCCAGGACGCCAUGCUCGGGACAGGAGGCCAUCGGUGAAAGGGGCGUGGCGCCGUGGGCUCUCAAACGCACUUUUGUCCCUGCUCCUCCACCUGCCGGCUGCUCCCCGGCCCCACCACCAGGCCCAGGGGAGCUGCCGGCCCCACCUUUGCGCCCCGAAGAGUCGCGCCGCAGCCGCGGGAAAGGUCACCCAGCAGUGGCGGGCAGCCCACCGGGCAAGGCGAGCAGAGAGCGACGUGCCAGCAGCCGGAGCAGCUCACACCCCGCAGACCUCGCGCCCGCCCAGCCCGUCCACCUUCGCCCGCCCGCCCGCCCGCGGUGGGGUGGGUCCAGGGAGCUCCACACGAGGCCCGGCCGCUGAGCGAGGAAGGCGCCUCCUUGGCCUCCUCUGCCACCGCCAGCACGUGUGGGAGCGGGCAGGUGGCCCGUGGUCGGACCUGGAGGCAUUUACCCGGCGUCGGUCGCACCGCUGAACGGCUCGGUCGCAGCCCGGGCUGCUGCAGAGACUCCGCAAGGUUUAUCCGCCGCAUUUUAUUUUCAGCACGGCGCCUGUCUUCUCUGCUCCAUACCCUGCGGCCCAAGGAGUGGAGGGUGUGCUCGUCGCAGUGUAGGGCUCCCCUUCCUCCUCUGCUUCCUCGCCAGCCACCCGCCUCCUCAAGAAGCAUCCACCCAAGAAGCAGCAGCCACAGCUCCCUGGCCCGAGGUUCCCUCCGGAAGCCGCCUGGCACCCGUGACACGCACUUGCUCCCCUGCCUCCGUCCACUGAGCACUUACAUUUUGCAGGAGGCGGAAGGGACGCUGGUGCGUGUGCCCGCCCAGUGCUCCUUCAAACCUAGUGACUGGUCGACGCGGCCUUUCCCAACCGGGUGCUCUCCAGAUAUGUCCCAUGGCAACUCCCAGCGUCCCCCAGCCAGCGGGGUGUUGUAGUCCCACACGCCCGGAGGGCAUCUGGCCCCGGAAGGCUGGGCUUGCGCUGCGGGCGCGUGGCGGCGCGUGUACAGGCAGAUGUGUGGCUCUAUCGGCGCGUCCGCGUGGGCCCCGCCGCCCAGUGUCCGCGUUUCUCCAGGAAAGCGUCUUCACGUGUCUGUCCCCUGCAGCGCCUGGCUUGGCUGCAGCUGCGAUGGCCUUCUCCUCCAAAAGGUUACGUUGCGUCUUAAGUCAUCCCCUCUGCUGACCCGGCACAACACUCACGAGCAGCUUUCUCUCUCCACGAGUAACUCGGACCGCUUUCCGGAACUUGGCUGAUGGUCUCCAGCCCCUGCCCCACCUCCCUUUUAACCAAAGCCCAAGUGCCAUGGACCGCCCCAGCCCCCUGGAAAUCAGGCCUUGCCAAGAAUCCCAGCACCACCCCCAUCUUGGUUACAAUUAGGGCUUUGUUCUUUUUGGUAUGAUAUGGUAUUUUUUACUUGUUCGUUUGGUGUGUUUGUUUGUUUUAAAGAAAAAGACGAUGGUGAUGACGACGACGAUGACGACGUUAAGACAUGUGCAAUAAUUUUUGCCUCCAUUGUAACGGCCGAGGCAGAGGCUUUGACAGCGAAUUCUGAACGGUAGCAGGCCAGACAGUGCUUUGGGGACGGGGGUGGGGGGGUGGGCAGGGGUCCGGCAGGCUCCCCCAUCCCAGUCCGGAGCGUGGGUUUCAUCACUGGGGCACGUUCCGUGUUUCUCCCGCUUGCUUCCUUCCCCUCCUCUCGGGUUUUGCAGUUGAGGGUCAGCUGGCCAGAAAUUCAUCCUCCCCCCGCAGCCCACUCUCUGACAUCAGUGGGUCGGCUGGAAGGACGGAGCAAAUGGCUCGCGGUUCACAUGCCCCUGCAGCGGGAGGGGAGAGCACGGCUCCGUUGGCCUCGCCAGGGCUCAAGCUGGUGUGUAGGAAGGAGAAUUCUUCCGGGGGCAGUUCUGUUGCCCCCACCCUGGGGGGAGGGGGUCGUGCUCGCCCACGGGCCGUGCCCCCUCGGGGAGCGGCGUGCAGUGCUGCUCGAGCAGAGAGCAGGAGGGGGCCCCUUUGCACUUGCGCCCAGAGGUGGAACUUGCUCAGGUGUAACAGGUGUGUGUGAGCGUGCGCGUCCCCCGCAUCCCCCUCCUCACACACAGCGACACCCCACUCUGGGACCUGGCUUUGUCUGGGGGAGCCACAGACCCCCCCCACUCCGUUAAUGGCUCUUCCCAGUGGCCCCCUUUCCCAAAACAGACUCGGAAGACUUCCCGCCCUCUCCCCCUGCCCUCUGCUUUCUCUCUCUGCUUUUUUGGAUGUCCUUUCAAUAAAUUUUAUAAAAUGGUACAGAAUUAAGGGUUUCCUUUCCCAGCUUCCGUUUUGCCUUUCUUUUACAGCUUGGUUGUAGAUGCUUUGUGGUUGAUGCUGUUUUAUUUUGUUCUAUUAUUAUUUUUUUAAUCUGUGUUCCCCCCAGGAAAAAAAGAAGCACACCUUGUGUGCCCUUUUCCCUCAGCCUCCAUUCCUGGUCCCUUUUUUUUUUUCCCCCUUCCCCCAUUCUUGCGCUCCCUCUUCCAGACGGGAUUUUCUUCGCUUAACAGUACUUGCUGCCGAAACUAUAACAAGGACUCCUUCGUUGUAUAUAAGCUAUUUCUUGACACAUUUAAAAAAAAACAAACAAACAAAAAAAUAAGGUUGAGGAGAAAACCCUCUGAUACAAACCGGAAAUUGUACAUUGUGUAGAGAAAACAAAACGACGAAAAAAAAGACAGCUUAGCCAUGAAUAUUGUGAAAGUUGUUAACGUCCUUUUGUAGUGUGAACUUUUGUGUAUGACAUUAAAAUGUGCAAAAGGCGGUUUCCUGGAAACCGGCGGGGCGGGCAGGUGGCUCUUGUGGGGAGGCUAUGCAGCUUAUGUCACACACUCCACCCCCCAAGCCCUCUCCCCCCCAAACGCCGAAAAGAACUCGGUGUAGCCCUCCUUCUCCCACCCACCACAAAGGUGCCUUUUCUUCCUCUUUUGAGAGACAGGGAGACGCCCCCCCCCGCCCCGCACGCUACCAGCUCACACAGCUCGGGCGGAACCUGGGGGCCUUGGACCUCUUUCCCUGCCCCGGCCCCCUCGAGCACUCAUUGGCGUCCAAAGGGGGUGACCCUUUGCUUCUCCCCCAGGGCAGGGGGUGAGCAACGUAAGUAUUAAUCUUAUUAUUAAACUGUAUAUAUAUUUGCACUGUUUAUAAGGAAUUGCUUUAGCUUUGGGACAAUAUAUGUUUCUUUUGGCAUUUAGCAGCAGGCUUCCUUGGGCAGAUGGGACGAGCCCACAGCGGGCAGGUGGAGUCCCCUGUAGCGAUUUUUCUAAGGGGGGCCCCCUCUCUGCACUGUUUGACCCACCACCUGUUGGCCACCAGGCACGUCUCGGCUCCUCUCCGUCAUUCCUGGCUGCAGCCUUUUCCACCUCUGAUUCUUUCCCUCCUGCUUGGGAUCUCCCCUUUCCCUCCCGGGGGAAAUGUCAGCUUUCUGUAGUUCCGAAGGCAUGCGGGAUCACCCCCUAGUUAGGGCUGCUGUUGGUAUUUCCACUCACCCACCCACCCUGAUAGGCGCUCAGGAUUUGGCUUCCUCGUUAUCUCUGCUUUUCUGUGUUCUGUUUUUAAACAAAGCAUCUCUCCUGCCGGCGUAUGGGCAACUUCUGUGACAAGUUACCGCAGUUCAGGUUGGUCACCGUCUGUGUUUUGUGUGGCCAUCCCCUUCAUAACGGGCUCCGUUAAGUAGGCAGAGGCGCAUCUUGCACCGCGGAACACCAGUGGUCGGACCAUUCGGACCCAUCAGCACAGCGCUCGAAUGUCUGAUGUAAGAGGCGCUCCUUUUCAGUUGCCCUGUGGGACAAAAACCACCGUAGGCUCCCUUGGAGGGGCAUUUUUGUGCUGCCUUGGACACCCACUGGGCGCGAGGAAACCUGUGUUUUUGUCUGGUCCUUCAGACCUCUUCUAGGAAGGACGGACUGUGAGAACAUUGUAAGCAGCCUUCGCCUUGCAGAGUUGAAAUUUCCUUCUUCCACCCUGUCAGAAGAGCCCAUGCUCAGCCUUUAGGGACCCUCCUCCCACCUUAACAGCAUGCCAGGUCCCCUUUUGAAAUUAGCCCUACGGUCAUCUUGGCAGUCGGGCCAAGAUGGCACCAUUUCACCGUUCGCUGCAGCCCGUCUUGGAGCCUCCCUGACCCGUGAGGCUUCCUGCAUUUUUGGAGAAUGUGUCAGGAACCAAGAGGAGGCACCUGGCUGAGGUACUUCUGAGAGGCUCUACUCCUUUUGGCACCAGCAUCUCGUGCAGCAUUUCGGCAUCUUGAGAAGUUUGCAUCUUGCUCGUUUUUAAUACCUGUGGUCAAAUUUCUAGUCCUCGUGACAGUUGUAUGUUCAAGAAGGCACCCACGGCAGGGGCUGUCAUUUUAGCCUCCAGCACGUGUGUGCGUGUGUGCGUGCGUGCGUGUGCACAUCCGUCAUGGCUUGUCACGCAACUCCACAGCCCCUUCAUCCCUGCCACCAGUUUUUUCCCUUUAAACCAAUAACCCUAGGCUUCUAAGAAAAGGCUACACCUCUUCAUCAAAGAUGGUUUGGAACUAGCAAACGGUUGGAGUUGAAGAAGGCAUCCUGUGUGGAGCCUCAGGGGUCCACCUGUGUGCAGGCGUCUUUGCCCGGCCCCUGAGAAUGGCCCGGAGGAGCCAGCUUGGCGAUCUGUGCCCCUCCCUCAGCCAAAGCCGCUAGCCACCUGGCUAUAGCCCAAAGGCUCCCCUGGCCCAGUCCAGCCCCCCAGAUGUGGGUUCCAGCACUUAUCGCUGCCCAGUCCGUGCUCCUUCACUCCCCAUGCCCCUGCCCUUAUAAAAUAUUGCCCACCGAAACAGGAUCUUCUUGGCCACCUUUGGAGUCUUCAGCUGUGCUGUGCGUGGAGUGGGGCAAGCUUCGGCCCGCACGCUUCCCCCGCCUGGGAAAAGGGAUCGCGCCUUUCCUUUGGUUCCCAGUGAGUUCCCGCUCCGGAGACUUUCCCUCUUGGCUUCGUGCCCCCACGGCCCUUUUCUAUGCAGCUUGGCAGCCUCCCCCACCUCUCUGCCCUGCCCCCCUUGCCCUGGGUGGGGCCUCGACCCCAAAGCGCGCCGUUGCUUGCCAAAGGGCCUGCCCGGGUCUUGACAACCGGCCGCCACUUCCUACAGGGCCCAUCUCCCCACUUGGCCUUCCCUCUUGCCCCUCCAUGCUGGACCGCCUCCUCCCAUCGGAAGGCUUUGGCAUCAUGGGUUUGCCCCUCAGGCUGUUACAGGUGAAACACAGGCACUGGUAAGGAUGGCUGUGAUUCUGGGGGCAGGACCACAGUUCGGUUUGUGUCACAACCCGAUAUCUUACAUGGGCAGAGCGCAUGCCAGCACUGGCUCUCUCUGUUGAGGGUGUCUUUGGGCCAAGAGCCUGUGAAAGCGGCCCCAGCCCACAAUCAAAGGAAGAAUGCUGCCCCUCCUUCCCACAAACCUUUGGCAAGAUCCUCCCUCAGCCUUCAGUUUUCCUGCCUGCUCACAGCAUUCAGUGCCCGUGUGUGCUAGGCAUGGAGUGUUCAGACUGAAUUGCAAAGCUGGGCUCCGUCCGGGAUCUCGGCACCACCACACUGGGGGUGGGAAGAGAGCCGAGUUUAGAUAUUUUGGAGGAGGGAGGGGUAGUGGCCUGGGUGGGGGGAGGUUUCAGCUGAAGUCUUGGAAAGGAAGGAAGGGUGGCUCGGAUGGGAAACCAGACCUUUUGCACAAUUUUAAGAGGGCUUUUUAUUUUUAUUUUCCGCAUUGUGUUUUUGAAUCUGGUUUAAAAGGAGAAGAAGAAGAAGAAAAGCUGUUUAAAUAUUGCCAAUUGAUUAUGCAGUGACCUGAUUAAAAAAAAUAAUAAUAAGCUAAUUUUUGGAGAAAAGAUUAAAAAAAACCUUUGUAAUAUUUAUCACUUGCAAGCUAUGUUUAAUAAAGAAAGGAAUGGUUUAUACAUUU
Messenger RNA from Varanus komodoensis (Komodo dragon), 9002 nucleotides. It is a transcript of the gene GATAD2B, whose product is annotated as GATA zinc finger domain containing 2B. The transcript is spliced from 11 exons. Gene Ontology annotation, molecular function: sequence-specific DNA binding; zinc ion binding. The coding region runs from base 552 to 2333 and encodes 593 amino acids. Lineage: Eukaryota; Metazoa; Chordata; Lepidosauria; Squamata; Varanidae. Gene Ontology annotation, cellular component: NuRD complex. Gene Ontology annotation, biological process: negative regulation of transcription by RNA polymerase II. The record is from RefSeq and is a predicted model, not a curated record.